UUUAUUUUUGUCUCCAGAUGGCGCGCGGCGGAUGGCAAAUUUAAUUUCAUCUGGUUUUUAUAAAUACAAUAUUAAAAGUCAAUAUUGAAGAAGAUAUCAAAUGUUGAACCACAAUACAUCAGUUUGUAGUUAUAAAUAUAUUAAAGAGUGACAAUGGGACGCCUCAAGAGCGAAUAUGGGAGACGGUAUCUGAAGCCCUCUUGGCAAACAUACGUUGCGCAGUACCAAGAAAAAGUUGAGUACUGCACGCAGAGGCGACAACUGGAGCACAGACAUCAACCGUUUGACUGGCAAGAAACUGACAGCGACACAUCUGAUGAUGAAGAAACAUUACCUGCUAAACAAGAUUUGACUGCUAAGCAUGGCAUCUGUAAUAAACAAAAAUCUCAUCACUCUUCAGUACCAAAUAAUAACAAAAAGGCACAUGUUGAAGCAGAAAAGCAAAUGGAACCAAAUGCAAUAGUAUCAGGAGUUAGGAAACCAUCAAAGAACAAAAAGUCAAGAAAGUUAAAGAAAAAGCUUUGUGAACAAGCAAAAGAACCAUUGCACAAUGAAACUGCAAAGCUACCUUUACUUAGUAAACCUGAGGAGCCACCUUCGCACCGUAAGACUGAAAAGCUACCUCAGCUCAGAAAAGCUGAAAAGCCACCAUUUAUUGUGUAUGGAUUAGCUGAUGAAAAGAGGGAAGUCGGAAGGAAGCAGACACAUAAUGUGAAAGCAUCAAUGAGUAAUCGUUCUUCAGUAUAUCCUGGCGCUUUGAGUGCUCAUAUGAGACAGCAGGUAAUUGAAGAGGAAGAAGCUAGAAGACGACAAAAAGCAAGAAAACCCAAAGUUCCUAAACUCAGACAUUACUUCAGUAUGGUUCCCCCAAAGGAUAACUGGCAGACAGAGUAUCAAAGCAAUUUUUCUCACUGAAUAUUCUACAAUAUUGACUUAGCUCUGCAUAAAUAUGCUGCAAUAAUUCAAUUUCUUUCACUAAAACCAACAGUACAGCAAGUGGUGGUGGCAGGCAGACUUGCUGCCCCAUCAGACAGGUAAAGCCUCCUGUCUUACACAAGUUAUCUGAACAAAAAAUGAGAGAAAAUAUUUUCUUUUAAAAAAAAUUGGGCCACAUUACCUUCACAGUACUGCUUAAAAUAGUUUUUUCUAGGCAACAAGAGGGGGUUUAUCCCCAGUCAGGCUGCACUCUGCCCACCUGUGGUCUGCUGUAUAUGGGGUCUUGCGAAAUAUUCUCAGUGUUGCAACUGCAGAAUGCGUAAUUUCGUGAGACGAGACUGUUUUUAUACCU
Molecule: messenger RNA, 1288 nt
Organism: Anneissia japonica
Lineage: Eukaryota; Metazoa; Echinodermata; Crinoidea; Comatulida; Comatulidae
Product: centriole, cilia and spindle-associated protein-like
Exons: 4
Coding region: 154-915 (253 amino acids)
Biological process (GO): regulation of mitotic spindle assembly
Cellular component (GO): cytoskeleton; spindle; ciliary basal body
Molecular function (GO): microtubule binding
Source: RefSeq, a predicted model, not a curated record